GUUUCAGUUCAGUUCAUUUCAGUUGUUCAGAGUUAUCAGUGAAGAAGUACAUGGAGCAAUUAGCUAAUUCAGUAGUGGAUUGACUUUACCGUAUUUCAGAUCGAAAAUGAUAUUUUUGCUAUUAAUUGUAGCUAUAGCGUGUUUCAGGAACCUACCAGGUUUAGAUGCUGCCAGUAUGCGAUCCACGGAAAACUUUGGCUUUGGUGUUGAGCUGAUUCUCUCCAAGUUAGAGUCGCUGGAGGCAAGAAUAAUGGAAAUCGAGAAAUUGAACAUUUAUCUUAACAAGUCACUGGAAAAGCUCCAAUCCUCCUGCAUGAAGCCCUUACACUUACCGAGCCACAUGGAUUCCAAACCGCUGCUUGAAAACCAUGUGUCGUCCAGAGCUUAUAGACUUUUUCGAAGAGAUGAUCCAAAACCAACCGAAAUCAAACAUAAAACAGGAUCGCAUUAUUCUUACACAUCACACUAUAAUUACACUUCGUAUAACAGAAAUAAAACUUCGCCAAAGCCUUGGUUUCAUUUUCAUGAUGAUGAUGAUGAUGAUGAUGAUGAUGAUGAUGAUGAUGAUGAUGAUGAUGAUGAUGGUUCCGCCACAUCUCCCUAUAAAGGGUGACCAUAUGAUUUUUUCCAAAGGAGGACAAUUAACCCAAAUCGUAGCGAAAAACGAGGACAUUUGAUUAAAAAGGAGGACAUAAAAACAUCGAU
Molecule: messenger RNA, 705 nt
Organism: Armigeres subalbatus
Lineage: Eukaryota; Metazoa; Arthropoda; Insecta; Diptera; Culicidae
Product: protein SETSIP-like
Exons: 3
Coding region: 107-613 (168 amino acids)
Source: RefSeq, a predicted model, not a curated record